Molecule: messenger RNA, 4779 nt
Organism: Frieseomelitta varia
Lineage: Eukaryota; Metazoa; Arthropoda; Insecta; Hymenoptera; Apidae
Gene: Oseg2
Product: intraflagellar transport protein 172 homolog
Exons: 8
Biological process (GO): intraciliary transport
Cellular component (GO): intraciliary transport particle B; ciliary basal body; axoneme
Source: RefSeq, a predicted model, not a curated record
ACGAAUUAUCUCUUCAAAGACACCUUUGAUCAAUCCAUCAUUCCUCAUUUUCUUGAUAUUCUUCAUUUUAGAUUAUGGCUAAGCGACGAACUAGGUGGAAGGACAUUAUUGUUGACUGGAGUUAGUUUCGCUUCCUGGGUGCUAGGCAGCGACGUAGUGGUAGCCCAAACUGGCCAGACUUUGGCAGUCUGGUACAACGUCGAUGCACCUGAAGUAGCCACUCUAAUCCCUGUUCGUGGUGAUGCUGUGGACAUUGUUAGAGAGGAUGGGAGAACUUCCGUCACGGUGGAGGAACUUGGAGGCAAAGUGGCCUACCUGCUUGAUGAACCGUUAAUAGAAUUUGGCACAGCACUGCACGACAAUGAUUUUGGCAGAGCUUUGCUAUUCCUAGAAGAUCUGGCAGACAGACCUCAGGCAGAGGCUAUGUGGGAAAAUGUAGCCAGGAACGCAAUGGCUUCUAGACAAUUAUUGGUGGCUGCCAGGUGCUACGCUGCCCUUGGAGAUGUAGCUUGCUCCAGGUUCUUGAAAAAUAUAAUAGAAAUCGGCGAGAAGUAUCGUACAGAGUCCGGACACGAUCCACUUUCUAGUCCUGACUGUUGGGCAAAGCUUGCAAUUCUAAAUGGCGAAUUAAAGACUGCAGAAGCCAUUUACUUGGAGCAAAAUGAAUUGGACCAGGCUCUGGACAUGUACCAGAGAUACUGGCACUGGGAGGAUGCGUUGAUUUUAGCACAAAAUAGGGGUUGGCCUGGUCUCCAGGAGCUUAGAGACAGACAUUUAACCUGGCUACUUGAAAGUGGUCAAGCGGCUAGAGCUGCUGCCAUUUUGGAAUCCACUAAUCCUCGACGUGCUGUGAAGCUGUACCUAGAUGCUCGUCGACCUGGUCGAGCAGCCAGACUUGUUCUGGCUAAUGAAGAACUGUUGGAAGACAGAUCAAUUGUCAAUGAAAUCGUGAGAGUGUUAAAAGCGACAGAUCUAAUGGAAUUGGCCGGAGAGCUAUUGGAGAGGACUUCAGAGCCUCUGGAAGCUAUCAAGUGCUACUCUCAAGCUGGAGUAUUCGCGAGAGCACUGGAAUUGGCUAGAAAAGUGGAUCCAACUUCGGUAGUUGAUCUUGAACGAGAGUGGGGCAAGCACUUGGUUUCAGCUGGCCAUUAUGAUGCAGCUAUUAAUCAUUUCAUAGAGGCAGGAGAAACUGCUCUUGCACUGGAUGCAGCUAUCAAUGCACGACAAUGGAGAAAAGGCCUACAAAUCAUGCAGGUGAUCGAAGACGAUGAUCCCACGAUAAGGAAACAAUGCGAGAAACUGGCCGAGUAUUUCGCCUCUAUAGGCGAGAAGAAUCUGGCAGAGAGGCUAUUCAUUCGUUCCGGGGACGCCAAACGUGCGAUUGACGUUCACAUACAAAAUGGAAACUGGAGCCGUGCUCACGAAGUAGCCCAAGAGUACAUGACUUCUGAGGAAGCGAACGAAGUUUUGGCGAAACAUGCAACGAUCCUCUGCGAGGCGGGAGAUCUGAAACACGCAGAGGAACUGUAUCUUGCUAUUGGCAAAUACGAUUCAGCCAUAGCAAUGUACAAAAAGGCUGGUCGUCGUGCAGACAUGAUUAGAUUAGUGGCAAAAUACAGACCAGGCCUUUUGGAGACCACUCACGCGCACUUGGCCGCCGAAUUAAACGAGGCUGGCAAACCUCGUGAAGCUGAGGAGCAUUAUGUUUCAGCUGGAGACUGGAGAGGAGCGGUGGCUACUUACAGGGCAGCCAAUAUGUGGGAGGAUGCUCUUCGUGUGGCGAAGCAACACGCUGGAGAUAACGCGGCCCAACAGGUGGCUUUAAUAUGGGCACGUACACUGGCACCGGAAUUAGCAGCAAGACUGUUGAUGCGACUGAAUUAUUUGGAUGGUUGUCUGCAAUUAGCUUGCGAGGCUGAUCUGUUCGACUGGGCUCUAGAGAUUGUCAAAUAUGGGAGUGCCGACCAGAAGAAGGAAGUUCACUAUAGACAUGCCAUGGCACUGGAAGAUGCAGGCCAUUUCUCUGAGGCAGAGAAAGAAUUUAUCAAAGCUGGAAGAACAAUGGAGGCUGUUCAGAUGUACAUUCACACCCGGGACUGGGAGGCUGCUGAAGAUGUAGCCCAAUCAAUUAACCAAGAUGCAGUUGCUCAAGUUCUCAUUGCCAGGGCUGGUGAAGCAGCUGAAGCACAGGACUAUUCUUUGGCUGAGACUCUGCUACUGAGAGCCCACAAGCCAGAAAUGAUUAUCGAGCACUACAAGAAAGCUGGAAUGUGGUCUGAAGCAUUACGCGUUUGCAGAGAGUAUUUGCCUAGUCAAGAAGCGAAUCUCAGGCGUGAACUGGGUCAAAAGAGCACCUCCUUUGCCGGUACAAACGCAUUUGAAGAAGCCAGAAAGUGGUUGGAGGUUGGUGAAGUGCGAGCUGCUCUGGAUAUCUUAAUUCUGGACCCUCAAGCGCCCAGGUCGUCUCUUAUCAAGGCUGCCGACAUUUUGCUUCAUCAGGCUGAUCCAGAAAUUGCUGCCCAAGUCGGUGGAGACCUUGGUUCACGGUUAUUUGCCAUUGAAGAAUACGCUGUGGCUGCUCAGGUAUUUUUACAGGCAGACAGAUUGAAAGAUGCUAUCGAUGCAUUGGCUGCAAUUGGAGAAUGGGAAAAAGCCAAAAGAAUUGUGAAUGAACUAGCACCGGAUAUAGAGCCUUACCUGGAAGAGAAAUAUAAGGAAGCAAUACUGAAGGAUGGACAAAUAGAUAGACUUGUGGAAAUAGACGCAGACGCUGGCCUUGAGAUACUGGCCAAUAAAGGUCAAUGGAACCAAGUGUUUGAAACCGCUAGCGCUCAAGGAACCCAGGUUUUACACAAAUAUGUGACACAAAGGGCGGUGCAACUUCUGAAAGGGAAUGCUCCGCUGGAAGCUUUGCAGUUGUAUGUCAGAUACGGAGCUCCUCCCAUCCAGCAAAACUUCAACCUUUACUUACAGUUGUCAGAAAGCAUUCUGAACUCGGAGGCUUAUUACGAAUACAGAUACUUAGCUCAUUUGAGAACUGUACUCCUGGAUCUCUGGAAAGGUUUAAAAUCAUCAGAAUCCGAUGCAGUAUCGAAAUUCGAGAGGUUACUCGAAGCUACACAUUAUUCAACAGUGAAGUGUGGUUGUCGUGAUUAUUCUGUACUUUCUGGAUUAGUCUUGAAAGCCUCCAUUACUUUAUUGAGGUACACAGACAUCCUUCAUGCUGAUCGAGCUUACUAUGAAGCUGGAAUUGAAGCACGCGCAGCUGGAAGGAACAGCGAGGCUUUUGUUUUUCUGAAUCACUUUCUUGAUUUGGAGGAAUGCAUUGAAGAAGGUGAUAAUACUGUGAUGGAUGUUGAAGAUUUGGCUGUAACAGACUUUCCUGUGGAAGUUCCUUUGCCAGAGACGUUGAGUUUAACAGCAGAACAGAGAGAGGAGGCUCGUGAAUGGGUUCUUGCUAUGUCUAUGGAUCAGAAAGUGGAGCAAGUUCUCCCUACGGAUCACAGAUCAGUUUAUGUAGGAUCAUUGACUGCCCCCUCUGUUAGUUCUGGGUAUCUUCAAGGUUGCAUUUUGACUGGGUAUCCUAUUCGAGGUCCAAUAAUUAGAUUUGCAGAGGGUCAGCAUGUGGCAGACCGUGAUGACUGGACAAAGUUAAUCAACACUGCUCGCCAGGCUCCUCAGGAUUCAAAUCUUAAUGACAUUCUAGCUUUCAUCCAAGAGUGGUUUGGAGCGGCUCCGAAUUACUCCUUUUAAAAACACACAACGUUACUGAUCGCUAAUUACAGUUUAUUGUAACAUUAACUGAAAAUCCAACCUAGAAAGGCAUAAAUACAAUAAUAUAAGUAUAAAUAAAAUUAAAUUAUUAUCAGUAAAAUUAACAUAAAUAAAAUAUAACAUGUCUGACAAGCAGCAGUGGUCUUUUUAAUAAUAACAAGGUAACGCAGAAAGAAAACGAUUUCGUUUCUCUAGAAUUUAUUUAAAUAAGGCUGCAUUAUGUAAAUAAUUAGUCUAACUUAAGCAUAAAUAGUUUCUAUGCAAUGUGAAUAUACAUGCAACAUGUGUCCACGAGAUUUCUCAUAUCUUAUCAUUAAAGUGUUUCUAUGUCUAUAACGAUUGAUCCUAGCGAGUUAUCAGGAUAGUUAUUACUCGUUGUUUGAACACCUAUCCGCGAUGGAUAUUUAUACUAUUCGGUGAUGACUAUGCGCAUAUUGCAUUUUUAUACACAGACUAUGUAUUUCGAAAAUAGUAGUACAAGCUAGAAAUGAGAAACUUUGCAGUAAAUAAAUUACACAAGAUUCUUUUUUAAAUUUCCCUUUGCAUUAUGUUCUUUUUAUCUCAUUUUGAUCUUUUUUAAAUAUAUUAUUAUUAUUAUUAUGUUGAGUAUAAGUAAAAAACACGACAGAUAAAAACGAGAAGAAAAGAUUAAUGAAAACUUCAAGCGUGUAGAAAUAUUGAAAAAUUAGUGCUUCAAACUUUAAUACCAUAGUGCUCGUUUUUUCCUAAUAAAACAUCAAGAGUAUACUAUCGUGAUACUUACAAAAAAUAAAGAAAUACCAUUGAACGAGAACGCAUUUGGUUUAUUUUUAAUUAAAUAUCUGCCAUUUCUUGCUUAUACCAUCAUUUCCUAAGUAUGUUAUAUAAAUAUACAGGAAGUGCCUUAAAAAAUGUACUGUAAACAAGAUUUCCAAGUAAAAAGCAAAAUGUUAAGGAUUCUACUUGUCUAUUCAUUUACGGAGUUUUAAAAUUAUUUAAGAGUUACAAAGUUACUAAUCAAUUCUA